AUGAGCACCAGCAGUUCGAGCGGUCGAGGUCGACGGGAUCCCGACCCACGCACAGAAUUCUCCGUCCCGCAGCCCAAGCGUGUGUGUUCGGGCGUCGCGAAGGCGGUCAAGGUGGUUGAUGCCGCUUCCGCCAUCGAGCGCGUGCUUGACAGGCGCAGCUCAUGGCGGCCGAUUGAUCCCGAUACGAUGUCACCCAAACAUUCGCUCCAGGAGAGGCUUGUGAACAUGACACUCAUGCCUGAACCUGCCACCACGCGAGAUGCCGACGACGACCAUCGAAGUAGCCCUCGACACAAGUCGUCCGACUCGACCGCGUCGUCAUGUACCGAGUCCAUCCAGCGCCGUAGCGCGUCGACGUUGGCUGUGAUUCACCCCCCUGCUAUCGAUGACGAGACAGAAGCCAUGCUGCGAUGCUGCUCGUCCACGUCAUAG
Messenger RNA from Aphanomyces astaci, 432 nucleotides. RefSeq lists its product as hypothetical. The transcript has a single exon. The record is from RefSeq and is a predicted model, not a curated record. NCBI's taxonomy places the organism in Eukaryota, Oomycota, Saprolegniomycetes, Saprolegniales, Verrucalvaceae. The coding region runs from base 1 to 432 and encodes 143 amino acids.